Molecule: messenger RNA, 5525 nt
Organism: Spirometra erinaceieuropaei
Lineage: Eukaryota; Metazoa; Platyhelminthes; Cestoda; Diphyllobothriidea; Diphyllobothriidae
Source: the annotation of a GenBank genome assembly
AUGGUUCACAAUCAUGAGGUGGAGGUUCCGAGUUCCACAAAACUUGACAGUUUUCCUAAUUCCCCCAUGUACUACGUUCGAAGCGACCUGACUGCAGAAUUUAUCGCCGUCUUCUCGUCGCUUACCUUCUCUACGUUCCAGGAGUUAAAAGAGAGGUUGCAAACUUUUAACGAGGUAAGUUACAGGGUUUUCUACUUCCUCUACCGCUCAAUACUCUUUUUACCUCUGUGCAGUGUACGGGAAGCCGAUACAGAGUAACCCGUUCUAGACUCUGGCCAGCUGGACGUCGCGAAUUCCAUACUCUGCGUUACCAAGAGGUAUUCUACGGUUGUGCAACCAGGAGUCUUUCGUAAGUAGUCUUUUGGUGAUUCGAGAGGAACGACCUUUCAUUUGUCCCUUAGAUCCUCACCCGAAACAGUCAGAUGUCGAUCCCGGAUUCGAAUUGCUUCUGCAUCUGGAUCGCUGCACGUCAUUAAGUACAAUCUCCGUCACAAUCACAAGGUGAAAUUAGAAGACCUGCACAACGUGUACGAUACCGUGAGAGGCAGGCCGUCGCAGUUUCAGGAACAUCAGGUUGCCCAUAGAUGUCAUCAGUGGCCUAAAGAAUCUAUUGAACCUGAAGAGAGAGGAGAACAGCCACCUGUUGUGAAGCUAGAAAGCUUUGCGUCAACAAGCAUCUUACGCGAGGAUGACACUUGUGUGGAAAAGUUUGAAAGAUUGCCCGGUAAGUGGUCAGGUACCUACAUAGUUCACUUCCCAUUCCUUUGGGGAGUGGUUUCUUGAAAUGGUGGCAAAUUUCGAUAAUCAUAAAUGUCGAUCUUUUCAGGAAACAAGCUAGUAUGGAACCUGAACAAAGUGUGAGGGUCUUAACCCACGCUGUCACUGGUAGUCGUUUUGUCGAAAAAUAUCAGCUCAAACAGAGCCUAGUUAUAAAAGCGGAUGCAGUCGCCUCAGCUGAGCAAAUUUGGACGCCCGCAAAUGCUAAUGCACACUGUCUGCUUCCCAACAAUACAUAUCUGCUGCGAUAUGUUACUCUUCGACUCUGAAGACCGGGGUGGGUUACGCCGGUCACAGAUCCCAAAACCGUCGUUGUCAACUUUCAUCUGGUGAAACUUCGGUCUUCGUAAGUGCGCUGACGCUUAACUGCAGCCAGUUCACCGUGUGCGCCGUCACUUGCUGUUGUUGAUGUACCUCUAGCUCUCUUCAUUUUGAAAUUCGUCUGAGAGGUUGACCCGACCGGGAUGUCUUUAACGUUUUGAAGAGCCAUAUCACCGGAUACGUCUCCACUGACGUUCAGUCAGGGCGUGUGGAUCAAAUUCAGCACAUUUUAGCGACACUCAAGCGUUUAGCAGUACGUGACUUAGUUCACAUCGGGUUUCUGUGUAGGUCCACAACCUUUUUCCCGUGAGCCUUCCGCGUGUUUCUGCCCGAAAUGUUAUUUUUGAGGCCAGAGUACACGCAUAUGAAGCCCACUUACACUGCCAAACUCGGACAAAAGCAGACAAUUGAAUCCAUAAAAAGUAACCUGAGAGAGGCUAGUUAGACUUUCGUAAAAACUGCCCGGAAGGUCAUACGAGAUGUCCCUUACGUAUUUUGAUUUCGUAGGACUACCUGCGCACAGAUCAACUAGUGGAAGGUAAGCUCUAAGAUGAUGUGGUGCGCAAGACUCGACGAAAUGUUUAUGUGCAUUGAAAGCGCCGAGACUUCCUUAAGGAAAACUGACCAUGCCUUGUUGACUGUCCGGUCAUAAGGCCUUGUGACCGCUCGCACUUUUCUGCAACACGAUCCGCUUGGUUUUGGGGAUAUGGCUUGAAUAAUGUAUGCAUUUAAUAGUUAGAAUGGAGAGCAGUCAACAUGUGGUGAGGCGCCUUCAGAACAGGUAGGGAGAGAGAGGUCCCACAUGCUUACUGCAAGGUCAUAGUAGGUCAUUACUAUAUACAAUGGGUCAGCCCAUAUGCAGGCCAGCCCGGAAUUUGUGCCAUACAUGCUACUUGUGGCAGUUUAAGGAGAAGUUCUAUCUGUAAAGUUGAGUGAGACAAAAUUUUGGCAAUAUAGUGUACCCCGUCAAACUUCAAGGACCCUCACGAAAGGAAGUAGGUUUCUACAUUUGGUGGACACCAUUGUUUUCGCCGCAAAUUGUCGUUGCGAGCGUUUCUAACUUUGAUAUCGGUAACGUGGUACUCGACCACAACUGGCAUUCUACUCGGAGAGAUUCCCCACCUUUUUUGAAAGGUUUCCAUCCAGUUUUAUCGACAUAUUAAAGUGUUUGCUGAUAAUCUGCUUUCCGUGAGGUAGAUGACUAAACCGAGUCACAAUUCUAAACUUUCGAUGAGCCAAACCUUCUACGGUGAGGCAUAGCGGUAAUGCGUGAUGGUUAGCGUUGACUACUUGCCACAUCUCCUAAGACCAACACAAGGCCAAGCGCUUGGCUUUUUAAAAUCCGGAAUGAAGCAGUACAUUAUGGAGUAAAUCGGAAGUAGUAUGUCAGGGAGCAACUUAAUUUACGGCAUGCAGAUGCCUAAUUACUGUUAUAAUCCUGUUUAUCAGGGGUGUACGCCGAAAAGUCGUCUGCUCAUAGCUUUUUAGGAUUGACACCCUUGCCAGAGUCCCCUGUAUUUGACAAUCUUAUAUUUCAAUAAACAUUUUGAUGACUCACUCUGCAUUUGCACUGGGAAGAUGUUGCCACACAAAUAACUCGCGUACAUUGCGGGAUUUUGCCGCAAUGCCGGACGAGGCGAGAUGGAGAGCAGUAGAGCUAAAAGCCCGGUUUUCCAGGUUCCAAAACACUUUUGGAGUAUGGUACCAUCUGGGUUAAUCCAUUUAUGCACAAAACGUUACCAUGGAACUCUGUACGCGCUUAUCCCACACCCAAAGGCUGUCCAGCAAACAUACUGCUGUCUACUUUUGGAGAAUAAGGGGGAAGGGAUUUAAAGCCUUGUUUUUGGAAAAUACUGUGCGAACACAAUAAGGUUACAAUAUUUUGCAAUAAACCUUCUGAAACAACACCGGCUGCCUCGUCGAAUGUUUUUGAAGAUUUCUCAUUCGAGAGGCAAGGGCGAGAAGCACACGUUUAUUGUGGAAAUUUAAAACUGGAAAAAUGUAAGAGUUCAGUUCGGGGAAAGAGUCACUUAAUCAGUUUGAUGUCCCACGCAGUAAAGUGUAGCAGCUUACGCCUUUAGCGGGCUUGGGCAGUAGGGAGUGUGAGACUUGAUGAACUACCUCAGAAGAAUUGUUAACUCACUGUAUAGGACAGUAUAUGAGCACCAGCUUCCAGCUUGGAGCAAAUCAAAUUGAGAAGUUUGUGCCUCACAUAACUAUCAACCUACGCGAGAAGUUCACCUCGAACAACCCUUUUGUCACACUCCCCCACUAGUGAAUGCGCCUGAAAGUAAGCAGCCAUUCAUUCCCUCCUCAGAGUGAAACGCAGUUUCGCGAUUUUCUCUUUACGGCAGUAAAAUUGGACACAUCCGGUCGGGAAGGUAAUGUGAAAAAAUCAACUAUCAGCUACUGAGUGCAGUAAUCGGUCUGAACAUCGACGUUUCGCCGUUAUUUUCGGAGCAGGGUGCUAAUGAUGCUACUAGAUAAGGCCACCUCACCUUCCUUUAUGGGAAACAAAUGACAAUAUACUUAGUCAACCCACGUAUGGAUGCUGUAGACCAGGUAAAAGUAAGCAAUCGCUGCCUCUGGUUGCCCGCGCAAGGUAGGGGAGUAGGCAGUUGUUUGCAGUGGCGCGCAAAUAAUCUACCUGAUUCAGCGAAUGGCUGAAUACCAAAGGUGCCGAAUGCCCUCUUUUGGACACUUAGUCCGACGAAUUUCGGCGUGACCCUUGGACUGAUCACGUACAGAGAUUUUUCAUAUACUGAAAAACGUCUCACAAAAUGAAUUAUCUGUGGCAAGACUUCGAUUUUUGCUUUUUAUUUUUCAUCAAAAAUCGACCGGGCUACUUUUUCAUGUUAAAUUAUAAUCUUCAUCUUGUUUUAGAGAGGGCAGUUUGAAAACCUGUUAGAAUUUUAAACACCUGAAAGAAAAUAAACGGGUUUCCGUCGAUUUUAAAAAGGCGAAGCGGUUCACGAGAUAUGCGCUAGCGCCAUAAGUAAUUGAGGCGGUUGGCUUGAAGAUGCGUCGGAAUAUCUUAAACAUUUAUCCGGAGACAGUUGGGAGGGAUGUCUUAUAAGCAAACAGGCUGCAAAACGUAAAACAAAUCACUUUCCGACGUAAGUAUGAUAAAUUCUCAACAGGUAAUGCUUAGCGUGUUCGGUAAUAAUGCCUUGUUUUCACUCAUGGAGGAUAACUCGGCUAAGGCACGCACCCCACGCUCUCCCGUUAAUUAUCGGCCACUGGUCCUCACAUUUGCCCCCUGCAACGGGCCAAGUGGAAGUUACACUGGAUCAGAACGAAACCCAGAUGAGGGUCCGGCACGCGUUGUUUGGCUGCUCACCCUUAACAAAUGCCAUACUUGGGGGUGUGGUGGCACGCCUAGACGCAGACCCAUGCCGCGCCGGCCACCUGCGCCCCGUCCCGCCCUCCGUCGUCCUAACUGUCUUGACGUCGGGCUCCGGUGGGCGAGGGGGGGGGUGAGAAUGCAACCGACACCGCAUAAGCAUACUAACACCAUAAAAUAGUUCACGCACAAGUCGCCGGGCCUACGCCCAUCCUGCUGUGGACCACGGUGGACGUCAUCAGUAGCGGCGGUCGAACUGUCGGCUCUCACAUCCAGCCGAUCAACUGCCGCACCAGGCCUCGAAAGGCUUGUUUUGCGUACACACGGUACCCAGUAUAAUACUGCCAGAGAAGGUACCACGAGGUGGUAUUUCAAGGCACUUUAAGUUGCCGUCUCCGUCUUUUAGUUUACACCCACGCCUAGAUAUCUGCGUGAACUGUGUCGCUAAUAAGCAGUCUUGAGCAAACACGACACCGAUAUCCUUACAUACCCGCGGUUUUUGUUUAUGUAACUCGUGAAAUGGCUGCGCAUGCUUGGAGUUUUGUUUGACAAAAGUGAUGAGAGAAAGAACUAAUCACGGUGUUUGGCAUAUUCACCCAUAUACUCUGACGUUACUAGGGUAGGUAUACGAUUAAACGGGGACCAGCGGACGACCUAAGACACAAAAAGUCUUUAGAAGGACUGGCGUAUCUACCCGCUUGCGUGUGUUUAUUUCGUUUCAGAAAAGACCGUGAGUACUGGUCCCCUGGCGCCUGCCGAAACAUCUCCCGUGAGUUUCACAGAAGGCUUCUCGGCGGCGAAGGCGAUGGAAGCAGCACCUAGUGAGGACCUCAUGUCAACUGCAUCCCUCUCUAUCCACCAAAGGAUCUCUGAGAUUGCGUCAAGAUUGCUUGAAAUGAAAGAACUCGCCCUAAUUUGUGAUGCUGCUACCUUUCGCAGUCGUCUCAGUCAGAUGACCGCAAUAAUUGAAAAGUGGCGCCAGCAAGGCCAGGAAAAUGGCUUCAUGGACGAGAUACCUCUAGUCUUUUUCGUACGAAACCCUGUUGUCCUGAAGGCAACAAAAGCAGCCGAACGGCAGAAGUGA